Messenger RNA from Necator americanus (New World hookworm), 1794 nucleotides. RefSeq lists its product as uncharacterized. The transcript is spliced from 15 exons. NCBI's taxonomy places the organism in Eukaryota, Metazoa, Nematoda, Chromadorea, Rhabditida, Ancylostomatidae. Gene Ontology annotation, cellular component: RQC complex. The coding region runs from base 1 to 1794 and encodes 597 amino acids. The record is from RefSeq and is a predicted model, not a curated record.
AUGUCCACAAAACAUCUUCGUCGAAUGAUGGAUGAGAAAGAGAAGGAACAGCAGGGUACAAGCAAGGAGUUAGACGAGGAUGUUCCAUGUUCACGCAUAUCAGGACCAGUGAACCGAUUCGCAGCCUUUGUUGAUGAUGAUGGUUUUGCUGAAAAGUCUGCCACAAGUGAUGAGGAAGGAGAGGUCAUCCAUGCUGAAGGCGUUAAACCUGCUAAACAAGACGUUUCACAUGCGAAUCUGAAGAAUAAAAGAAAAACAAAUAAGAAGAAAAAGAAGCAGAAGAAGGCAGAAGUUGAGGAACCUGACGAAGACCAGCUUUUGGAAAGGCUUGCUCUUGAAAACCAAUCUCUUGUGUCAUCGACGGAAGACGAGCCAAUAGGUGUGGCCGAUGUCCUUAAGCCAGACCCACGUUUGUACGAUGCUGCUGCUGAGCUCAAAAAAGCAUUGGGCAAAGCCUUCAAGGAUUCCGCUCCUGUAUCAAGUCGUUCUCACCGUAAAUUUCAUGCAGCUGGAAAGUUUGUUAAACAGAAAUAUAAUUGGCCUCCUGUACGGAGUAUUGGUCUAUCGAUGGAACUUGAUAGAGAGGAAGGUGAAGUAAAAUGGUUCAAAUUCGUUCAUAACGCGUACUACGAAAAACUGGAACGAGUAUGUUGGGUCGCUGAGGACUCCUUUGAUCCUUCAAUAAUCGAGCAAAUACUGGUCGAAAAUCCAUACCAUCUGAAUUCUUUACUUCUACUAGCUAAUGUGUUCAGAAUGCAAGAAGAUACUACACAGUCCUGCGAUGUAAUCGAACGAGGUAUCUUCUACUGCGAGCAAUCCAUGUCUUGUACAUUCCAACCAAGUUCUUUUUAUCAUCGCAUUGAUUAUCUGGACUACGAAAACAGAGCGUUCUAUUUGUUGUUGCAUAGAAAUAUGCUCAACUGUGUCCAGAGAAGAUGUUUCGAGACUGCGCUGAACUUCGCAAAGUUGAUAUUGACUAUGGAUCCACAAAGAGAUCCACUCGCUGUUCUUCUCCUAAUUGACACUAUAGCUAUCAAAGCUAAGCAAUACAAAUGGCUUAAGGAUUUCUACCGGUGUUGCAAGGAUUGGAAGAAUCUAGAUAUGCUUCCCAACUUUUGCUACUCAAUGGCCUUGGCACAAUUUUUGGAUUCGAAAACAGAUGAAGAUUUGAUUACUGCCGAUGAAAUGUUGUCGCAUGCUAUAUGUGCUUUCCCUGGUGUCGUUACUUUCCUGCUGGACAAAAUGCAGGUUGAACCUGAUGCAACUGUGGAGACACAUCGUCAUUUGGGUACUUUUGCGGCAAACAAAGAAACAGAUGGCUUGAAACUCGUUUUCAAAAUGUUUGUGAACGAAGCUGUUGAGCUAUGGAAAUCACCGGAAGCCUUAUCAUGGCUAGAAACUAUUACUAGGGAUUGUGCCCUAAGUAAGGAGUGUGAAAUGGAGAUGGAUAAUUGGAAAGAGAAGAGACAACGCGUCUUCGUAGGAGCACCACCGAAUAUACGUCGCCUUGCUGUACUACUUGGACUAGAAUCUUCCCCGAGUAGUGUUACGGAUCCUGUGCCUCCUGUAAAUGGACGAAAUAGGUAUGUCCGCGAACUUCCACGCGUUCACAGACCGGAUUCUUUCCUUUCUGGAUUCUUGCACUCUAUUUUGCCGGAGUUUGAUAGCGGUGAACAUCUUACGGAUGCGCUUCAACGACUAAGGGAUCAAUUACAACGUUAUAUUUCUUCAUCCAGUCCUGCUACCACCAACGCAACCGAUGAUCCACUUCAGGACGAUGAACCUGGUCCAUAA